Malurus melanocephalus (red-backed fairy wren) is the source of this 4242-nucleotide messenger RNA. Its product is annotated as retinol dehydrogenase 8-like. Gene Ontology annotation, molecular function: estradiol 17-beta-dehydrogenase [NAD(P)+] activity. The record is from RefSeq and is a predicted model, not a curated record. Gene Ontology annotation, cellular component: cytoplasm. The transcript has 6 exons. NCBI's taxonomy places the organism in Eukaryota, Metazoa, Chordata, Aves, Passeriformes, Maluridae. The coding region runs from base 2660 to 3610 and encodes 316 amino acids. Gene Ontology annotation, biological process: estrogen biosynthetic process.
AUKAUGUACUUGUUUCCURUCUCACUUCUAAUUAAAAGCACCAUGGUACUAYCUUAUCAACACUUUUUGUUUGGGAAUAUUUUAUCUUUUUUGUACGCAUGCAGUGUUGCAGACACAACACCUUAUUCAAAUUGACAUAUUUGUAAGAUGUUUUGGGACACUGAUUUGAUCAUAGACACCGGCAAAACCUGCUUGCUUUACUCCAAGCAGUAUCUUUAAGAUGCAAAGGGUUGUGGGACAGGCCAUAAAGCUUGAGCUUGUUUCUUUUGUUAUUUUUAAUUAAAUGAAAAUCCGUACAAAAUUUUCAUUGAUUAAAUUUGCAUCAUAACUGUGUGUUGUAAAAUGUAUUUAUUUCCAGGUUUCCAAAAGUACUACACAAUUUAGCUGGUAUGAAUGGCUAAUGGCCCCGCUUUUAAUAUUUGCAUAAGCAUCAGAAACUGCAAAUAUGGUUUUGAGGCCUCAGUCUAAKUCUGAUUAAUGCACACAUGAUUUAUGUGCAUUAAGACGAGAUUCAUACUUCAGAAAAUCAAGUUAGUAGAUUAGUUGAUGUACAGAAGAGGAACAGAAUUGAAUAUAUUUYAGUUUAAAUACCAGGCCUCAGUUAAGUGUUUUGCAUAUUAAAAGUGGAUCUUGGCCAACAAUCCUAUCUGACGUAUUUCAGCAAUUCUGCAAGUGGCAGUGUGCUAAACUCCUUGGGCAGUACUGGGCCUUUCACUUUAUGUAAAUAUGUUCCACAAAUGCCACAUGGUCUACAUUAAGCAGUUCUACAAAACCAGCCACACGUUCUGCUACCAGUGAUAAGGGCAAGAUACCCUCACCUGAAGUAUUUCUGCAUUUUCAGAUUAUUUAUUCUACUAUUAUGAAAAUUAUGAUGUGGCAAAACCCACUGUUAUUUACAGAAAUAAAUAUAUUGUGUGUUUUAAAUCAAGCUAAUUGUUUCUCUACAUGACUGGAAAGGAUAUACCUUAGAAUUAGGUUGACCAGUGCAAUAACUUUUAUUUUUUAAUUCUCUUUAUGCACAUCACUUUGCUUCAGCCUAAAAGUACAUGCAUCAAAUUUCAGACAGAUUUUUAAAAGCAGUGGAAUAUAUAAGCCCUUCAAAUCAGGAUUUCAAGUGGUAAAUAUAACCAAUCUGUAAUUACAGCUGCAUCACAACGCUAGUGGAAUGCCACUACCUAGCAUUGCAUAAAGCCUUGUUUGCUCCUCCUACAUGCACUAAAUAUAAAUGUGCAUGAGCAGCAAAAGCAAUUUGCCUAAUCUCUGAAUCAGCUAAAUAGCAUUUGCACUAAAAUUUUGUCUGUAUACUGUCUUAUCUGGUUAAACUUUGGGUUGGACUGGAUAAAUAAGUAUAAUCAUAAUUAUAUUUUAUCUUUAGUUAUUUUGCUGUUUUGCUGUUAUUGUUGCUUGCCUGAGAASUUAACGAUUCCACUUAUACUGUUCAAGUCAAUUUAUUUCUUUUGGAAAGGAUGGACUUUUUUUUAAACAUAAUUUCAUAAUUUAAAUAUUUCUGUAGUGUCCUAUUUUUUUUCAGUUAAUAACCAGUUUACAUCUAUACAAAUACUGGAACACUGAGUUCAUUCUUCUGAAGUGCAYUGCAUUGACAUGGGGUUUUUGAAUCUUGGAAAACAUUUUACUGUGUAUAAUGGCACUGCAAUUAGCUGAACACUGUUCAUUAGGCUAAUUGUUUAUUAGGGUAUUUUUUUUCUGUCACUCAGGAAACAAGGGACUGAUUUUCUUCCUGAAUGUAGUAUGCCUACAGUUACUGUAUGUUAAACAGGAAUUGCACUGAAGUGCCAGUCCAAAUGCCUCUCUGUUUAAUCCAGUUUAUAUGCAAAGUAUUUUCUCCAAAACUUAGACUUUAGGCUAGUUCUUAUUUUUUUUAAAUUUCUGACUUGUCAAUUGCAGAGUCAAGUGUUGAAAGAGAUUUCAGUCUUAGCAAGAAUGUAGUGAAGCUGGUCUGUUCAACAUCUUCCUUUCAGGUCUCCACUGCAGCAUAGUUGCUCACUUUCUCUGUUCUUGACUGGGAACACUGCCAAAAUGAAAUGUGAGGAAUCUGUCCAACAACCUGUCUCUUUCAGAAUUCACAUCCCAUUUUUCAAUGGGUUUUUUUUUCUGUAAUGCUUAUCAGGACUCUAACAAUAGUAAGGCACCAGGGAAGAAAUCCAUUCCUCAGUCUGUUACAAAAGAACAAGGAGGGUGCUGUAGGUGUAGGAAUUCUGAACAGCUUUAGCAGAGGGAUCGCUCGGCUGAAACUGGUAAAUUCCUGGUGCAGUUUACUUUCCAUASAUGUGAGUAGAGGACUUGGCACUACAGACUGACUGUAACUGUGGCAAGGCUUUUCCUGCCAGUACUGUGCAAGCUGGUUAUUCUAUUAAAAAAAAAAAAUCCAUGUAGUUUACAAAUGCCUCAUUUUAUAGAUUAAUCAAGUUUUGUAUUAAAUAGAAUCAGUUUUGGUAAUGCAGAUUACAAGCACAUGUAGAAGCAUCUGCUUCUAUUUGUCUAGUUGGAGAUUAUCCCUUAAUCAUGCAAGGUCCAGGUGUGCAUUUUCAGAUUUGUUGACUCAGGGAUGCUGGAGAUACCAUUAAAGGCCAGCCACAUUAUGCUGUAGGUACAUUUACAUUGUUGCUCCUCUGAAGAAUUGAACCACUCAGUGAAAAGAAUGGCAAGAAGAAAUGUCCUCAUUACAGGUUGCUCAUCAGGAAUUGGACUGGCUCUAGCUGUAAAAAUGGCAAAAGAUGAACAGAAAAGAUUUAAAGUGUAUGCCACAAUGCGGAAUCUGGCCAAGAAAGAACCACUGGAGGAAGCUGCAGGUCACAGGCUGGGCAAAACCCUCGAAAUCAAACAACUGGAUGUCUGUGAUGAACAGUCCAUUAAAACCUGUGUCAAUAGUAUCCCUGACAGAAGGAUUGAUGUCCUAGUGAGCAAUGCUGGAAUGGGGCUCAUUGGACCUAUUGAAUGUCAGACCAUAGAUGAAAUGAAAACUGUGAUGGAUACCAACUUCUUUGGCCUGGUUCGACUCCUGAAGGAGAUUUUGCCUGACAUGAAGAGGAGAAAGAGUGGGCAUAUAGUUAUAAUAAGCAGUGUCAUGGGAAUACAAGGCAUCUUAUUUAAUGAUGUUUACGCGGCAUCUAAGUUUGCUGUGGAAGGAUUCUGCGAAAGUUUAGCUAUACAAGCACUCAAGUUCAAACUGCAGUUAAGUUUGAUUGAACCAGGGCCAGUGGUUACAGAAUUUGAAAGAAAAGUGUUUGAAGAUGGAAUGAAAAUGGAUCUUUCAGCUGCAGAUGAAGAAACAGCUGAGAUGUUUACUAAUAUUUACCUUAAAAAUUACAAACAAAUUUUCCAGAGCUUGGGACAAAGUGCUGAAGAUGUUGCAGAGCACACAAUAAAGAUAAUUCUUGCAGAAAACCCACCUUUUCGCCAUCAGACCAACACCYUGUAUACUCCAAUGACAACUCUGAAGUAUGCAGAUCCAAAUGGRGAUCUACCCAUUGACAUAUUCUACAAAAUGGUUUUUCAGCAUGACAAAAUCUUCAGUGCAAGUCUCAACUUCAUCAAACUGCUACGGUGGAGAAGUAGAAAGAGCUUUGACCUGGGAAAACCCUCACAAUAAGUAUGAGAUUAUAUAGUGCAAAUUGCAAUUACUUCUUGUAGCUACUGAUGACACAGUAUGUUGUCAUUCAAAUGCCUUUGGUCUGUAAUUAUGAAAAGGCAUGUAAGAAGCUUGUUUGAGCUCAGCUAAGAUAUUCAGUUCAAUGUGUAUCUCUCGAAUGUUACAGUUUGCAAAGCCUUGCAAUUAAAACCCUCUAACUAUAGGUUCAUUCUGUUUAGUGUUUGCUUUUUCCAUAGAUGUUUUCAUAGGAGCAUGAAUGCUGACUGAUAUUUGCGUAUUCAAUAUUAACCCAAUCCCCUUUACUUAUGAGAAUGUAAUGCACACUAAGAUGUGUACAGUAUGCAAAYUGUUUAGAUUCUUAGUAUCAUAAAAAUAUUACAUGUUUUUAUUUAUUAAGAUAGAAUUAGCAUAGUAAUCCMUCAAUCACAUUGGUAUUCUCAUUUCCAGAAGCCAAGACCUAUUUAUCAGCAACGUAAGAGAAAGUUUAAUCAAUCUUAAAAUGUAACAAAUAGAAUAUUUAUUAUUAAUAUAUAUUUACCAUAAAAUUCGGAAUGCUUCCUUUAUAGGCAAUGGUGACUAGCAUAUUGCACUUAGUGAACAAUAAAAUGAUUUUUAGAAGCAUCAUAACAUAA